Drosophila rhopaloa is the source of this 961-nucleotide messenger RNA. RefSeq lists its product as uncharacterized. Bases 166 to 903 code for a protein of 245 amino acids. The record is from RefSeq and is a predicted model, not a curated record. Lineage: Eukaryota; Metazoa; Arthropoda; Insecta; Diptera; Drosophilidae. The transcript has 4 exons. Gene Ontology annotation, molecular function: N-acetyltransferase activity.
CUGAAAUUAUAAUACCCUAUGCAAUAUGUAAAAAAUAUAUUUGCAAUGCCAGAAAACUGUGUAAUUAUAAUUUCAUAGAAUAAUAAGAUGAAUUGAUUGGAAUCAGACUUGUUAUUUUCGUAUUUUUUUUUUAUUGGGACUGCAAAGCUGUAAGGUUAUUUGACAAUGAAGGACUGCACCAGUAUUUUGGAUGGCGAGUUUCAGAUUCUGCGCGUGACUCCAAAAUUUUUUGAUGAAGUGGAAGAGUUGCUGGUCAAUGUUUCGGUGAACGAUGAGUUGGGAUGCCUGAUCACUAAUUUGAAGGAGUCGCAAUUGGCCAUAGACGAGCUUCGUAAGUUGAUUAGGCACAUCCUAUCCUUGGGAAUAUCUUUCGCCAUACGACAUGUAGAAAGUGGGACAGUUGUGGCCGCCAUCGCCAAUAUCAUAUUUAAUGUGAAGAGAAAGAGCUCUUAUUAUGAUGUUAGCGCCCAGAUCAAAAGCCCAAGCAUGAUCAAAUAUGUCCAGUUGUGGGAUGCUGUCGAUUCGAGCUUCGAUAUCAAUGAGCAAUAUCAGGUGGACAGUACCAUGGAGGUGGAAUAUUUGGGCACUUUGUCAAAUUUUAGAAGUCGGGGCCUGGCCAGCAUUUUGUGCCAGCAUUCCAUCUAUUCAGCGGGGCUCAUGUCCCAGGGGAAGCUACCACCAGAGCUGUUUACCCAACUCCCUGAGGAGAUGCAGAUUGAAAGACCACAGGCUGUUGUCGCCGUGGGCACAUCCCAAACUUCACGAAAAAUGGGCCACAAACUGGGGAUGCAAGCUGUCCACAAGUGGCAGUUUUCCGAGCUGAGAUCUUUUAGUGGUAUGAUCGUUGAGAGCAGUAGCAAAGAAUCUUUACAAUUUGCCGAGCUGCAAGUAAUGAUGAUUUAACGAAGUUAAAUUCGAUUUAACUGGAGCAGCUAAUAAAAAAGGCCAAAAAUCUCUUAUA